AAUCACCACUGCCUCUGCUCUCCCCUCUUUCUUUCUCUUUGCCCGUUGUCUCUCGCUCCCAAUCGCUCCCUCCAUCUCCAGGUGCAGUCACGAUGCAACAGCAAAGAAAAUAUCCUAAGAUCAAGUCACAGUGCAGUGGACAUCACCAAGGUAGCCCGGAGGCACCGCAUGUCCCCCUUCCCCCUCACCUCCAUGGACAAGGCCUUCAUCACUGUGCUGGAGAUGACCGCCGUCCUGGGCACUGAGAUCAUUAACUACAGAGAUGGGAUGGGUCGAGUCCUGGCUCAGGACGUUUAUGCCAAAGACAACCUGCCACCCUUCCCUGCCUCUGUCAAGGAUGGUUACGCUGUGAGGGCUGCUGACGGCCCAGGCGACCGCUUCAUCAUCGGAGAGUCCCAAGCUGGAGAACAGCCCACUCACACAGUGAUGCCUGGUCAGGUGAUGAGGGUGACGACAGGCGCCCCUAUCCCCUGUGGAGCCGACGCUGUUGUCCAGGUGGAAGACACCGAGCUCCUCCGUGAAUCUGAAGACGGCACAGAGGAGCUGGAGGUACGAAUCCUAGUACAGGCUCGUCCAGGGCAGGACAUCAGGCCUAUAGGUCAUGACAUCAAGCGUGGGGAGUGUGUGCUGGCAAAGGGCACCCACAUGGGCCCGUCCGAAAUCGGUCUCCUGGCCACUGUCGGAGUCACAGAGGUGGAGGUCCAGAAAUUCCCUGUGGUGGCCGUCAUGUCCACAGGAAACGAGCUGCUGAACCCAGAAGAUGACCUUCAUCCUGGCAAGAUCAGGGACAGCAAUCGCUCUACCCUGCUGGCCACUAUCCAGGAGCACGGCUACCCCACUAUCAAUCUGGGCAUCGUGGGAGACAACCCCGAUGACCUUCUCAACGCUCUGAAUGAAGGCAUCAGCCGCGCUGAUGUCAUCAUCACCUCAGGAGGAGUGUCCAUGGGAGAGAAGGAUUACCUUAAGCAGGUGCUGGAUAUCGAUCUUCAUGCUCAGAUCCACUUUGGUCGUGUUUUCAUGAAACCAGGUCUCCCAACAACAUUUGCCACCUUGGACAUUGACGGUGCUCGCAAACUAAUCUUUGCCCUCCCAGGAAACCCCGUGUCCGCUGUUGUCACCUGUAAUCUUUUUGUCAUCCCUGCCUUAAGGAAGAUGCAGGGCAUUUUGGACCCUAGGCCCACCAUCAUCAAAGCGAGGUUGUCUUGUGAUGUGAAGCUGGACCCUCGCCCUGAAUACCACCGCUGCAUUCUGACAUGGCAUCACCAGGAACCUCUGCCAUGGGCACAGAGCACAGGGAACCAGGUGAGCAGCAGACUGAUGAGUAUGCGCAGUGCUAACGGGCUCCUGAUGCUACCUCCGAAAACAGAGCAAUACGUGGAGCUGCACAAGGGCGAGGUGGUCGACGUCAUGGUCAUCGGCCGGCUAUGAUGUCGUCACGGAGGGACGGAGAGUCGGCAUCAUAUAGCGAGGGUUGGAAUGGGUGGUUCACGGUGCAUGUCCACAUAUCAUUGACUAUUCUGUAAUAUGCAACGGCACAGCUAGUUUUUAUUGAUUUGGAUAACGUUGAGGUAUAGUCAACAUCUUGAUCACAACCUAGA
Paralichthys olivaceus (Japanese flounder) is the source of this 1598-nucleotide messenger RNA. NCBI's taxonomy places the organism in Eukaryota, Metazoa, Chordata, Actinopteri, Pleuronectiformes, Paralichthyidae. The record is from RefSeq and is a predicted model, not a curated record.